Molecule: messenger RNA, 920 nt
Organism: Oryctolagus cuniculus (rabbit)
Lineage: Eukaryota; Metazoa; Chordata; Mammalia; Lagomorpha; Leporidae
Product: membrane-spanning 4-domains subfamily A member 5
Biological process (GO): cell surface receptor signaling pathway
Cellular component (GO): plasma membrane
Source: RefSeq, a predicted model, not a curated record
GAUAAAGCACAAAAAAUGCCAGUGUUCCAGACAGCCUCUGGACAGUAAAAGAACAUGAUCUAGACUGAAGAACCAGACAAGUCAUUUUCCUCCAGUUCAAAAUAUCAACUAUACCAUCAUGAACUCAAGAGAUGCACACAGUCCUGUGUUUUUGAUAUUUCCUCCAGAGAUCACUGUUCCGGAUUAUCAAUCAACAGUCAUUACAGCUACAUCCUAUGAGUCUCAAAGCCCCUUGGAGAAAUUACUUGUUGGAAGAAUGAAAAUCUCAGGGACUCUCCAGAUCCUGCUUGGAAUUAUGAACUUUUCUUUUGGAAUGAUUUUCCUUUUCACUUUGGUACAACCAUACCCAAGGUUCCCCUUUAUAUUUAUUUCAGGAUAUCCAUUCUGGGGCUCUGUUUUGUUCAUUAAUUCUGGAGCUUUUCUAAUUACAUUGAAGAGAAAAAUGACAAAAACUCUGAUGAAAGCAAGCCAAAUAAUGAAUUCUCUUAGUGUUCUGGGAGCAAUAGCUGGAAUCAUUCUCCUCAUAUUUGGUUUCCUUCUAGACCAAAACUACAUUUGUGGUUAUUCUCAAGAAAGUGAUGAGUGUGAUGCUAUUACUGUGAUAUUCACUGGAAUUUUGAUUAUGUUGAUGGUGUUAACCAUUAUCGAAUUAUUCAUUUCCCUGUCUUUCUCGAUUUUGGUGUUCCACUCAGAGGACGAUGCUUGUGAGGAAUGUUGUUGAAGAGCACUGUGAGAAUAAAGAUGUGUUAUGACCAUAUUUAAAAAGGAAUUCUGCCUGUGAGGAAAAGCUGAGAGGAACACAGACUCCUGAGAAUGGCAACUCUCUGGAGUAAACGGGAGUGUCUCUGUAGCUGAUGAAGCGUAUCCUGCCCCUUGGUGGCACCACCUCCCUUGUCCCCAAAUGGAAUAGUCCACCUGUA